AUGCCCCGAGAAAGGUCCGGAUCACAAUUGAACAGUAUCUUGCCAAUACCAAUAGAGCUCAAUGAUGGGGAAACCUUGGAGUCUCAUACAAAAGAUCAUUUGAGUCAUAUAACCGAUGUAUUAGUAGGCGAGUAUCAUUUGAUCAAAGGUGAGUGGGGGUCACAGUAUUUUGUGUGGCAAAUCAAAAUAACAUUAAACGACCAUGAAUUCUCAUCAAUUAUCCUAUAUAAGAGAUUUAGCGAGAUCUUGCAGUUUUAUAACGAUCUUGAGAAAUAUUACGAGGAAAACAAUGAAGCACAACAUAUUCCCACGCCACCAUCUAAGGACGUGAUGAGUCUUGAGCGAUUACUAAUGAGUAAGAGCUGGCUAGAAGAAAGACGAAGAGGACUUCAGUGGUUCUUGAGUAGAGUGUUGUUGGAUCCGGUUAUACAAAAGUGCCCUGUAACGAAGGAAUUUGUAUUGAGCUAG
Molecule: messenger RNA, 468 nt
Organism: Lodderomyces oxycetoniae
Lineage: Eukaryota; Fungi; Ascomycota; Pichiomycetes; Serinales; Debaryomycetaceae
Exons: 1
Coding region: 1-468 (155 amino acids)
Molecular function (GO): phosphatidylinositol-3-phosphate binding
Source: RefSeq, a predicted model, not a curated record